AUGCUGCUGCUUUCCUGUCUGCUUAUCGACUGCACCAUUAUCCUGACUGAUACGGCGGAGUGGAAACAAGUGAAGGUAAACCGUUUUAUAACUGUGACCGCCAAGGAAACUCAGCUCUCGCCUCUAGUCCGGCUGCUUCUCUCCGAGUGCGCUCCAUGCCCGGGUGCAGGAGUCACUCAAACCGUGUCUAAACUGCAGCCCAGAGACGUGACAGUGGACAAAAGAGAGACCACAGUACCUGCGCGAUGUCAUGUCAGUCCAGAGUACCGGGUCCCUCCGCAAAAGUGCGCUUUCUGUGUUUGCGGAGCCGCUUAG
Knipowitschia caucasica is the source of this 315-nucleotide messenger RNA. NCBI's taxonomy places the organism in Eukaryota, Metazoa, Chordata, Actinopteri, Gobiiformes, Gobiidae. The record is from the annotation of a GenBank genome assembly.